AUGACAGAAGAGAGUAAUUGCUCAACGAUUCAAAAGUUACAAUUUGAAUCCGUCGAUUUGCCAUUUAUACAGAUUCUCUUCGCUAUUCUUUAUUCAAUCGUUUGGGUGGCAGCGAUUGUCGGGAAUUCUUUAGUUCUUUACGUUGUCGUCUUCAGGCAGGUUUCCCUCUCGGUUCGCUCGGUGUUUCUUGGGUGUUUAGCGGUGUCUGACUUGUUGAUGAGUUUAACUUCUUUACCGAUCACUGCUGUGGUCACUUUCACGCGCGUCUGGGUCUUCCCUGCUUUUCUCUGCAAUUUAAUCGGCGUCUUUCAGGGUGGCAGCAUUUUUGUCUCCUCAUUCACCCUCACCGCCAUCGCCAUUGAUCGAUGCAUUUUCAUUUUGAAACCGAAUCGAGAGGUGAUCGGCUUUUCCCGUGCUGUCCCAACUGUUUUUCUCAUUUGGUUAUGGGGUUACAUGUUGGCAUUUCCGGUUGGACUUUUCUCGAAAACUACUUCAUUCCUUGGAUAUUGCGGGGAAUUUUGCGAGGAAACAUGGCCAGACGAAGAUGCGGAUGGUUUCUCGAAAAUUCGUCGACUUUAUGGGAUCACUGUGUUGUUGCUACAAUUCGGCAUUCCUACCGUAAUCUCGUCGCUCUGUUACUACAUGAUUUCGCGAGUGAUGAAUUGUCAAUUGGAAAAGCGGAGAGGGCAAAAGUUGUUGCCCGAUCGAGAGGUGCAACUCGUUUCGCGGAAAACGAGAGCAAAUAGGAUGAUGAUUUCAAUGGUCGGGGGUUUAGUGUUAGCGUGGAUGCCGCUGAACGUCAUGAACUUGUUGCGGGAUUUCUUUCAAUUUGGCGGUACAACGCCGUGGUUCUCGACGGUUUUCGCUUUGUGUCAUGUAGUGGCGAUGACGUCAGCCGUUUGGAAUCCAUUGAUAUAUUCAUGGUUCAACCCUCAAUUCCGAACGGCGAUAAAGGGAAUCUGGGAUGAGCAGCGACGGAAGAAUUGUCGAAGUGACAAUAGUGAGGUUCUCAACAUGAAAACGGAGAUCCGACUAAAAAGCGAGUACACUUUUCGGCCAUCCGACGACAAUCAGCUU
Mesorhabditis belari is the source of this 1077-nucleotide messenger RNA. The record is from the annotation of a GenBank genome assembly. Lineage: Eukaryota; Metazoa; Nematoda; Chromadorea; Rhabditida; Rhabditidae.